GCUAAAAUCUAACCGGACAAUUGUAACUUUUAGCUUUAUUCUGAUUGGAUAAUAGUUCGUCACUCGAGUUUUCCGACAAUUAUGGGGACCGCCGACGGCGAGCGGCUGCACUCGACGGUGCGGCUCAACCAGUUCACGCUGCAGUUUGAAGACCCGGCGCUGGAGAAGGUCUACCAGGCGGGCCUGCACCCGCGCAAGAAGGCGCUGUGGCUGCGCUCGCUGCUGCCAGCCGCGGCCUCUCAAAUAUUAUUUGCACUAGCUGAUGGCCUCGACUAUCCUGUGGAAAAUCUGCUUGUUACCGUGCCGACGCGAGUCUUGAUAGCGAUGCUUCAAGUUGCCAUGUGGCUGCUAGUGCGAUGGGAUCUAGUACGGGCGAAGGAGCAGACGAUGCUUUUAGUGUCCAUAAUCAGCGGUAUCCCCACUCUACUUCUGUAUGCGCUGCAACGAUCAAGUAUCUGUCAAUGGGUAUUCCAUGCACUAGAGAUUCUCAAACUUGAUACUCAGAUCCUCACCACUGAUAUGCUUGCUCUAGGACGCCAUGUUCGUGACUUUCGGGUUGUCCUUCUACACGAUCCCCAAGGUUACGCCACUGGGUUACGUCUCCUCUUUUUACGGCAGUUGGGCCACAGCUGCGGUGUACACAGUGCUCACUUUUGUGGUUCGACCGCCACCCAGAAGAGCAGAGGGGGUACUGGGUAUCUUCUUUUUAGUGCCGAUGGUGUGGGUCUUCAACACUAUUGCGUACUAUUCCGAGUACAAUUCCCGUGAACGGUUCGCAUUGCGACGGCGACUAAGACGUGAGAGUAUCACGUUGGCAGUGGCGUGUACCUCAUCGGGAGGUGAAGCUCUGUUGCAAGGAGGAGAAGAGGACGGCUGGCUGUUACUGCACACGUUGUCCCUACGAGGCCUCAUGGCUGCUAAUAGCAACAGUACGGCGUCUUUUAUCGUCGCUGUGAUACUAUGGGGAGCGUUCACGUUGGGUGGCUGGACGUCGCUUCCAGACGCGCUAAAAUUUGUAGACGAAGCCACUGGAUGGGCUUGGUUUAGUCACUGCGCUGGCGUGACGGUGUUUUUAUUAGUUAUGACAAGACGCCUGCGAUGGUUGCUAGUGGUGCCCGUAGUUGGUGCUUUCGUGUUGUGGGUCAUGUCGCUGGCUAUGCCGGCUUCGUGGAUUAUUUUCUCGGCUCACAGUGUGGGUUAUGGACUGCUCUUGGCUUCCGUGGUGGUCGCUAUGGGCGUCUUUGGCUGGUUCUUGUGUGCUUGGAGAGAGCUGGUGUCCUUUUUGACACGGUCUUGCUUCCUGUACCCACAGCUCCAGGCUGGGAUGGAGAGAGAAUACCCGCUGCUUGUACGCAUCGUGUCCGAGUACACAGCAGGCUUCGAUCCUGAGAUUUUAUCUGCUCGCGUACCGACAGAGACUGCCAUUGAGUCAAUGGGAGCUCCAUCGGAGACUACAACUCCAUUGAAGACUGGAAAAUCUAUGACGACACCACAUUCAAAGGGACCUGCAACUGACAAGCCUAAAAAGGAGCCAACGAAGAGUAAAGUCGACAACGAGAAGAUUAAAUCAGCCACACCUACCGACUAUAAGACAUCUGAAGCUGCAGCAAUGGAGGCUUCGACCACGGAUGGUACAGCAUCCAAGCAAGACGGCGUCGUCGUAAAUACUGACUCGUUGGAUCGGAAAAUGGUCUCAGUUUUACCGUCAUUCAAGCCUGGCAAGUGUUUUUUCUGCUCGAAAAACGAGGCCGAGCACUUUGUCCCUGCGUGUGGUAUGUGGGGCAAGUGGACCCAUUGGCGGAUGAAUCAACAGCAUAAUUUGAACAACUCAUCGAUUGCUUCCGCUUCCGGAUCGACAGUUGCCAAGAGCGCCGUCGCUAUCUCCAUGUGCACGUCUUACUACGAUCUCCAGAACGACAAGUCCCAGCUGGAAGCUCGUGUUCAAGCAGAGGAAGAGAAGACCGCUGCUCUCACCAAGAAACUCGCCGCAUGCGAAGAACGUGAACAACAUCUUUCGCUGGAGAACGUACGACUUAUGGCAGAACUCCACACUAUGGAGGAGAAACACGCGGCUGAAUUACGACGAUGCGAGACGCACCUCGGAGAGAAGAUGGAGGCAGUACAGCAGGAAGCCAAUCGCGUAGCACACGAACGGAAACUACAGGCCAAAAAGUCUGAAGCCGCGUACUCUUCAUUGCAAAAACUUCUCCAAGUUAAUGAGCGUCUCGUUCAAGAAAAGAGUGCACAAGUUCAGAGUGUAGAGGCAGAGGCGACGGAACUUCGCUUGAGUUUAGAGCAGAGUGAACAGGAUGCUGUCGACUGGAAAACCAAGACUGAAGACCUGAAAAAGCAGGUUGCGAGCUUGGAACGUCGACUGCAGCAGCACAGUAACUCGCAAAGCAGAGCGUCACCUCGGUUUGACGCUUCAGUGCUGGACUUCUCGUUCGCUUCGACGGCAAGUACAGGAUCGUCGUUGGAUGUUUCACCUGUAUCAGCGCUUCAGACUUUGCAACCGUCUGGUCGACUACCGUACGCGCAAUCCCUGGAGAUCGAAGGUCUGCGGGAGUCCAGCAGACACUCCAGGGACGACGUGGACUACUCGAAACGCUGGCGACUUCUACAAUCCUCUGAUCUGAGCAAAAGCGAUGAUUUGGUAGCGGAAUGAACGCCAACAGAUGAAUGAAUUAAUCAAAGUUAUCGACCAACGACCACACAUUUUAGACUCAGAAGAAGCCCAGCGGAGGGGGUUCCACACUGCCAUUACUGUCGAGUUCGCGGUAGUAUUGCUUGAGCAGAUCUGAAUAGCAGCGAAGCGAGUGUGCCGCGUACACUUGGUAGUAAUGCGGAUACCUCACGGAGCUGGCGAGACGACGCAGUUCAUCCAGCAUGGCCAGCUCGUCUCCAGGUAAGUAGCGCAAGUAGUACGGAGGUUCUCGACGCAGUUCUUCGUCCAGCAGCUCCACUUCAUGACAUGGUUUGCCUCCUGGCAGCCCCUCGUUCACACUGGUCGUCGCUGCUGCGUUCGAGUCUUCAGUAGUGUGGCGUUUUAAUGUUCGGAACGCCAGAGCGCGACUCCGAGCAGCCAGUUGCUCAUUCUGGAACUUGCGGUUGCCCUCACGAGCGUAUCGUCGCUCCUGCGCGAUGAUGACGGCCAGACAGGCGUCAAACGCGCGCCAUAGCGCUUGCUCCGUACGAAGAACAGUGAUGUCUGCAGCCGUCAUGGUCGGGUUGCACGGGUGCUGCACUGCAUCGUUGAAGCGGUUCUCCUUGCUAUUGUGGCGACUGUAUCCCUCUUCUUCGUCGUAUUCAUUGUCGUGCGCUCGACUGAGCUCGAGAGACGAGAUAGCGCAGCGUCCGAUGAGCAGGUGAUCAAUAGGCGAGUCCAGGACAAACCGGUUGGCUCGCACGACGCGAUAGACCAGUAGGUGAUGGUAUUUCGUGCGGACUUCGGCGUUCCAGUGCAAGAAGAAGGUCAUGUGGCGCUGCACCAGCGCCUUGAGGACGCUCUGGCGUAAGUCGCCUUCAAAGUAGUCCAUUCGAUGGUACAGGAACAGCAACGUGCUGCUGAGGAUCUCGCAGUUCUCACUGGACAACAUGAAGCGCAUACCCGUCGCGAAAGUCUGACCUCUGAAGCCUGGAGGCAAGCGAUACACCAUCAUCCCGCUGCCUCGACGUUUGUCGGUACCACCAAUCUCCGUGAGCAUCGCGGUGGCGCUGAACCAUUCUUCAAAACGCGUUAAACACACUUCGACGCUGCGGGCGUGAAGGACGUUAGUGCACUCGUACAUGGCCAACACACAACUCUCCAAUAGCUGGUUGUUCCUCAGUAGCUGCACGACGUUGUCCAGUACAGUUCGAAUCGCUCGAAUGGACUCAAGUUCGAAUGGCAGACGGUCUUCGUCUUGACUUCCUGGCUCGAUUUCCAUGGACGAGGACGGCAAUGGACCAGACGUGUCACGGACGUACAGCCACUUGGCCCAACAAGCCUCUUUCAGCAACAGUAGUGACACUCGUAUCAACAAAGUGUAACCCGGUAAACACGUCCACACGACGUCACUCCCCAGCGCUGUGUUGGCUGCGUGGAGACAGACAAACCCCAUGAACUUGGAAAAGAACUCGCCGUCGUGGCUUAGUUUGUGCAGCCAGCAAUUGCGUGUUUUAUCGGUCAUACGGAAAAUGUCAGCGUCCGGAUAUGGCCCCAAGUACGGCGAGAAGCGGGUCCAUUUGAACAGCGUCGGGUUUUGACGUACAAAGGCUUCUUCAUCGCUACGUAGAGCCGACUGUUUGCUGUUGUAGCGACUGGUUACUUUGGCCGUGCUGGUGCCGUUCCCAUUGCCUUCUUCACUCAAGAUGUAGCCAUCGUAGUCUGUCCAGCGUACUAGAGAACCGGCAAAGGUGUUCCCAUUCCACGGUCGAGAAGCUGAAGCACGUCGCGGCUGUCGAGCUUCAGUUGGUGGAGCACUGGACCCCUCCUCAGUCAGAUCUUCCACACGAGAAUCGUGAGCUUGUAGAUGGAUCCACUCCUUCUCACGAUAAGCACCGAAUAUCUGCUCAAGCAUCGCGUUCUGCAGCACUGGCACGCGGAAGAAGCACACCGCAAACACUCGAGCAAAGAACCGUGUUUCCACUAGAGAAAUGUACGGACGGUGCUUCUGCCGCGCAGACUCGAGGUUCUCGAUCGCGUACUUGAAUGUGGCGAUCAGCAGACACCUGUACAAGUACAAGUCUCGUUCACCGUCGGUGGCGUCGUCCAUAUUUCCACGGUUAUUUGCACCAUUGGGGGUGACAUUCUCAGUGUUAACCAUCAAAUUCGGUCCAGAGGUAGCGAUAUCGUCGUUGAAAUCCAUCCCGUUCAAUGUCGCAGUGGGUGAAUAGGCGAGCCAGCCCAUGCCAGCACCACUCACGUUACCGGAAUUCUUGGGAGUCUUGGUUCUACUGUUGGCAGACACUUCGGUCUCGGAAUUGCUGACCGGUAGGUGAAAUUCCACGCGUUCCAUGAUGAUCCCGAUAAGUUGAAAGUACAAGUUGCGUGUCUCCGUUGGUAGCGAGGAUUUUUCGUCGUUUAGUUGGGCAACUAGAAACUUCCAACAGAUUAAAAGUCCACGGCGACACUGUCGGAACAGCUUUCGACGUUGAUUCCAGCUUGGUGAGGCUGCAGAUAAUACUUUUUGUUAGCAUUUUUUUGAAAAAAUAAAGAGAGAAGGCGAGUUACUCACCG
This is a messenger RNA of Phytophthora nicotianae INRA-310, 5218 nucleotides long. RefSeq lists its product as hypothetical. Bases 539 to 2665 code for a protein of 708 amino acids. The record is from RefSeq and is a predicted model, not a curated record. Lineage: Eukaryota; Oomycota; Peronosporomycetes; Peronosporales; Peronosporaceae. The transcript is spliced from 2 exons.